AGUUGGAACAGGGCAUCAACAUUGUCAAUUGGAGGGGCUUGGAGCUGCUUCGGCAUCCACAGUAGAGCAAACAAGAAGGAGCCAGGUGUUGAUUGGAGAUGAAUGCCCCUGACCGCUAUGAGCGCUUCGUCGUGCCUGAGGGCACAAAGAAGGUGUCCUUCGAGAAGGAUACAAAGAUCAUGAAUGCUGCAUCUUUCACAAUUGAACGUGAGGACCAUACCAUCGGCAACAUCCUCCGCAUGCAGCUGCACAGGGACCCAAAUGUUCACUUUGCUGGCUAUAAGCUCCCUCACCCCCUUCAGUACAAGAUCAUUGUUAGGAUCCAUACUGCAAGCCAAUCCUCCCCAACGCAGGCGUAUACCCAAGCAAUCAAUGAUCUAGACAAGGAGCUCGAGAACCUGAAGCAAGCUUUUGAGGACGAGAAGACGCGAUUCGAAAGGAUGAAGCAGGGCUACUAGGCCGCUGGUGUUGGAUGCUAAUUAACGUGAAAUCCUUGCUAGUUUAUAUCUGAUGUCUGAACUGCGGUAG
Molecule: messenger RNA, 528 nt
Organism: Triticum aestivum (bread wheat)
Lineage: Eukaryota; Viridiplantae; Streptophyta; Magnoliopsida; Poales; Poaceae
Product: DNA-directed RNA polymerases II, IV and V subunit 11-like
Exons: 6
Coding region: 99-458 (119 amino acids)
Biological process (GO): transcription by RNA polymerase II
Cellular component (GO): RNA polymerase II, core complex
Molecular function (GO): DNA binding; protein dimerization activity
Source: RefSeq, a predicted model, not a curated record